This is a messenger RNA of Leguminivora glycinivorella, 1069 nucleotides long. Its product is annotated as beta-1,3-galactosyltransferase 5-like. The record is from RefSeq and is a predicted model, not a curated record. The transcript is spliced from 7 exons. The coding region runs from base 89 to 1042 and encodes 317 amino acids. Gene Ontology annotation, molecular function: hexosyltransferase activity. Lineage: Eukaryota; Metazoa; Arthropoda; Insecta; Lepidoptera; Tortricidae. Gene Ontology annotation, cellular component: membrane.
UUUUACUGAAAGACAAUUGUAUUUUAUAAGUACGCGGCGAAGAAGGUUAAGCAAACUUAUAGGAAGCCGCAAAAGCCUUCUCCUCCUGAUGGCCACACUACCAGUCUUCUACGUAUCCUGGCAGCUCAGCCAAGUGGUGGGGGGAGCGUUUAUCCCACCACCCCCACCGGACCUGGCGCUCCACCAUUUCCGGGCUAAUAGGAGUUUAGUACAUUAUUUGGACAAUAUAAACCUCCUCAUAGAACCGUCAUCAGUCUGCCAGCAGAGGGUGCCCAUCUUAAUCCUUGUGACCAGCAUGUCCUCCCACCAUCGCCAUCGUGACGUCAUCAGAGACACCUGGGGGAAACAUCAGGAGACGUACUUCUUCCUUGGCCUUAGCCAGGAUAAUGAUCGAUUGGCAGACGCCUACAUUGAAGAGAAGCAGCACCGUGACCUGAUAGUCCACGACCUCCGGGACCACUACCAGAACCUGACGCUGAAGGUGGCCUUGAUGCUGCAGUGGGCGCUCCACCGCUGUCCACAGGCGGAGUUCGUGUUCAAGACUGAUGAUGACGUCCUGGUCAAUCCCAAUACUUUGAAGGAGGUGCUCAGAGACAAUGGGGACGCGAAGUUAUUUGGCUACAGGAAUGAGAACGUCCGACCGCACCGAGGAAGGUAUAACAAGUGGUACCUCCCUCGGUGGCUGUAUAAUGAAGACCUGAUCCCGGAGUAUUUGUCCGGGUCGGGAUAUAUCAUUAACGGUAAAAACCUAAAAGAAAUCUUCAACACCGCCCUCCGUGUACCUCUCAUCAAUAUAGAAGACAUCUACUUCACAUAUCUAAUCUCUAAACGAGCCCUAGGGUUCCCACUCACCCAUGACAGAAGACUAUGCCCGUAUAAGCCCUGGAUAUUCACGUGUCCAUACAAAAACUACGCUUCCAUGCAUAGUCUUAGUCCAGAGGAGAUGGAGAGUAUUUGGCCGAGGAUACAGAACUUAGGAAACUUUUGUAAUUAUUUCACUAGUGAGCUAUUAUUGUAUUAUAAUCCGAGACCGGUAGGAUAAGUUAUUUUCUCGGUAGUAGCAAGACUG